GUCCCCACCACGAGCAGCGUUGCCGGCUCAGUCGUGCGGGAGUGGUCACUGAGGGAUGUGUGGUACCGUAACUGAGUGACUGAGGAAAAAGACCCGGCGUAGUUUCUCCGCGUAAUACGCUCUCGCUCUUUACCCCCCUGAACAAAAAAGAACUAGCAGUACCGAGAGUCUAGUCAGUUUUCGGCCCCCCUCCCGAUUUUACGCGAAACUACGGAAUACGCUGAUCGUAUAUUUAUUUAAGUAUUUAUUGUACAAAAGACUUUAAAUAUAGCCGACACAAUGUCCGUCGAUAAGGAGGAAUUGGUUCAGCGUGCAAAGCUCGCCGAGCAGGCAGAGAGGUACGAUGAUAUGGCAGCCGCGAUGAAGGCAGUCACCGAAACAGGAGUCGAGUUAUCGAACGAGGAAAGGAACUUGUUGUCGGUAGCGUACAAGAAUGUCGUUGGUGCAAGACGUAGCUCGUGGCGAGUCAUCUCCUCCAUUGAGCAGAAAACCGAAGGUUCCGAGCGCAAACAGCAGAUGGCCAAGGAAUAUAGGGAAAAGGUUGAGAAGGAGCUGCGUGAAAUCUGUUAUGACGUAUUGGGACUCCUUGAUAAGUACCUGAUCCCUAAGGCUAGUAAUGCCGAGAGUAAAGUAUUCUACCUCAAGAUGAAGGGCGACUACUACAGGUAUCUCGCAGAAGUCGCUACCGGAGAAACCAGAAAUGCGGUAGUCGAGGAUUCACAGAAAGCGUAUCAAGAAGCGUUUGACAUAGCAAAAUCAAAAAUGCAGCCUACGCAUCCCAUCAGGCUCGGUCUUGCACUCAACUUCUCCGUUUUUUAUUACGAAAUUAUUAAUUCUCCGGCUAGAGCCUGUCAUCUUGCCAAACAGGCGUUCGAUGAUGCGAUCGCAGAAUUGGACACACUUAACGAGGACAGCUACAAAGAUUCCACGCUAAUUAUGCAGCUUUUACGCGACAACCUCACUCUUUGGACCAGUGACACGCAGGGCGAUGCGGACGAAGCACAGGAGGGUGGAGAUAACUAACCUUCCUAAGCUUAAGUCCUUUCUAAACUAAUAAGAACAUCCUAUUCUCUAUCGUCCCCCCGUCCCUUGAAGUGCUCACCCAUCCAUCCACCCGAGAUCGAUUUUUCAUUCGCCUGACCUUUCGUCCUUCGCGUACCUCGCUACCUUCUCCCUCCUUCCCUAUCACUUUUAUUCUUUUCCCAUUCCGUUUAACAAUCUUCGUUAUCUUAUCCGUUUUACUAUCCUAUCACUCUUACUCCUCGUUUUGUUAUUCCGUAUUGUCCCUCUUCGGGUUUCCCCUCUGUCUCGUCCUCUCUGCCUUCCAUCCUUUUUUUUUCAUCUUUCCCGCCAUCCUUCUUUACGUCCUUACUUCCUUCCACCUUUCUUCGGUUUCACACUCGCAAGGGCGACGUUGCCUUUUUCCCGCAUCCAUAUUUUUUUAAUCUCCUCCUCGAAAGUCACGACCUCUUUGUUCUAACGCGACCGCACACUGCUGCCAAUGCCACCGCCACAGCUGUUACGCCCGAUUCGAAAGCUCGAACACGAGAGAAUCUCGUUCUCGACCGUAUCCUUUCCUGAAGGAUCGAUUCACGUGCCGGUCGCCGAAUACACUCGCUAUUGUCACUCGUCAGAAAUUUUGAAUUUGAGUAUUCAAUUUCAAAAGGAGUGUCGAUCUACGACAGGAGGGGGAGGGGGGAUGGAGAGAAAGGGGAGAGAGAGAGAGAGAGAAACGAAGAGAAGAUAACAAAAGGCCAAGGAAAAAAAAUUAGCGAAUUUAUGCGAAAUUAACGUAGGAUAUUGCGUAACCACGCCUCGCGCGGCCCUUAACGAAAGGAAGCGGUCGAGUCGUGAGAGUUACUCGAUACAACAAGUUUAUCCAAGGGAAGCGUUAUUGACUCGUGUUUGUGUGGAAGAACGGGAGAAAACAAAUUGUGGAUGAACAGAGGAAAGGACAGAGAGAAUUUCGCAAACGCUGUCUCGUCGUACAACGAUAAGGUAGUAAAAGAUAGUAUCGAAGAGUAUAGAAGAGGACAAAAACGUUAUAUGUAAUGUUACGAAAGAGAAAUGGGUAAUCGCCAGUAGAUUACGGGGGUGUAAACGAUGCUGUCGAAACUGUGAACGAUAGAGGAAAAAUAUCGAAUAAACUAGUCUUUGACGGGUAUGUAGAAACAGAAAAACAUGUAUCGAUAUCGCUGUUCGGAUGAGACACGCGGGAUGCGAAAAACAGCCACGAAACACUGUCACUACUCCCAAAUCUGCUCACUAUUUACCAUCUAAAGCAUCGCUAAACGAAACAGAGAUUCGAGAAGAAACGAAGUGAAAGGAAAAAAGCACGCAUGAAUCUAAUUACAUUAUAUCCAGUUGUCAUUAAAUUAAAUUUCACAUUGUCUAGCAAGUACGAUAUUAUUAUACGAAGGGAAGAACGCAGGAGGAGAAAGGAGAGUAAAAAUACAUUAAGUUAUUAAGUUCCAACA
Bombus pascuorum is the source of this 2477-nucleotide messenger RNA. It is a transcript of the gene 14-3-3zeta, whose product is annotated as 14-3-3 protein zeta. The coding region runs from base 280 to 1023 and encodes 247 amino acids. Gene Ontology annotation, cellular component: cytoplasm. The record is from RefSeq and is a predicted model, not a curated record. The transcript has 5 exons. NCBI's taxonomy places the organism in Eukaryota, Metazoa, Arthropoda, Insecta, Hymenoptera, Apidae. Gene Ontology annotation, biological process: signal transduction.